Molecule: messenger RNA, 1959 nt
Organism: Culex quinquefasciatus (southern house mosquito)
Lineage: Eukaryota; Metazoa; Arthropoda; Insecta; Diptera; Culicidae
Product: glycerol-3-phosphate phosphatase
Exons: 5
Coding region: 797-1741 (314 amino acids)
Cellular component (GO): cytoplasm
Molecular function (GO): phosphatase activity
Source: RefSeq, a predicted model, not a curated record
CCAGCUGGUAGUGACUAGAAGACAGUUCAAGGAUCCAAACUGGAGGGAAGCAUGCGCAUCAGCUGGCCAAGCAUUUCGCCGGCAAGCCAGACUCCCUCUCGAAUCCGAAUUUCGGCAAAGGUCAUACCGUCAGUGUCACGUUCGACGCUGCCGGUUCCAGCCACGCGGUUACGGUUCCUCCUGUGUGAGGUCAUUUGAAGAACACCGAUUCUGGGUGCCAGACUAGUCAAGUGGUCAGCUGUAGUUCCAUGGCUAUCGCCCGGAAGCAGCUGGAAUAAUCCUCUUCUUUAGAAGAGCCAAGUAAAUCCUACAAGUGUUGUUGGCUUGAAGUGGUUGGCGUACAACUCACAGUCCAAAGUAGUGGAGUGUUUGCGGUGUUGGUCACAUUACGACCAAAUUUCUCCUCACCGACCGACCGUCCUGCAGGCAAGCCAAAAUCCGCUGUGCACGUGAUCGAAGCAGAAUCGUUCUCUUUUUCAACGCCACAAGCUUCUCUUGGUCGUGAUGUCCCCAAACAAUUUCGCAAGAUAUCUAUGAUUUUGCGGGGCGGUUUUCGUUUCCUUUUGUUCAAACAAAAGAAUAUCAUUCCGCCAGAGAAGCUGUGAGAUUGUGUCGUUGCGAUAAUUCUCUCCCCCACUUGAGGUGAAAUACUAACUUAUUACUCACAGAGAUUAGUACGACGGCCGGUUCCACUGAGUGGAGACGUUUGGUAGUAGCGUUUUUUCUUCAGUUGAUACAUUGGAUCAUUGCGAAGUGGGCGCGUUACGAGAAGAUCUUACUGAAUUUUUCGAAAAUCAUGGAAAAGGCUCGGUUUCGCCACGUGUUGGACCUCUCCAAGGAGGAAAAGCGCGCCUUUCUGGAUUCGUUCGACAUGGUCAUGUCGGAUUGUGAUGGUGUCGUGUGGAACUUCACCGGACCAAUUCCGGGCGUGGAUCGGGCGCUGCAGCUGCUGAAAGCCAGAGGAAAACGGCUGGCGUUUAUUUCCAACAACGGAAUGAGAACCAUGGACGAGUACAGGCAAAAGUUCCACGAGCUCGGCGUUGAUGAACAGGACCAGGACAUUGUCCAUCCGGCGCUGACCACGGUCAAGUACCUGAAGUCGGUCGGGAUGCAAGAUGCGGUUUACUGUAUUGCCACCGAGGUGUUCAAGGACUACUUGCGGCACGCGGGAUUCCAAGUUUUGGAUGGGCCAUACGAUCGCCUCCCAGAUGACCGCGUCGCCAACCCGGUCCGGAUCUUCACCGAGUACUUCCAACCGUCCGAGCCCAAGGUCGGUGCCGUCCUGGUCGACCUGGACGUGAACGUUUCGCUGGCCCACCUCAUGAAGGCCAAAUGCUACCUGGAGCGCAGCCCGGACUGUUUGCUGCUGGCCGGUGCCACCGACUAUAUCGUUCCGCUGGGCACCCGGAUGGACAUCAUCGGCUCGGGCUACUUCAUCGAGGUGCUGGAAAGGGCCACCGGGCGGAAGGCACUGGUGCUGGGCAAACCGGGUCAGGCCCUGGCAGAGUUCAUUAUCGAACAGUUCCACGUGACGCACCCCGAGCGGACACUGUUCAUCGGCGAUAUGUUACCUCAGGAUAUGGGGUUCGGCACGCGGUGUGGCUUCCAGAAGCUGCUAAUGCUGAGCGGGGGCACCACCAAGGAAAUGCUGUUCGGCCACGGAAUGGAGCACGAACUGCCCCACUACUACGCGGACAGUUUUGCGGACUUUGUGCAGCUGUACAAGGACGUGGAAGAUUGAGCUUGGUGUUUAGAAUCGAACAAAUCAAACAAAAUACAAACUAGAUGAAAUUUGACACACAACCUUAAUAGAUUAGUUAAUUAAAUAAAUUAAAAUGCGGUGUGAUAAAAAGAACCACUUCAAAGAAGAAACGCUAACAAAGCUGUAUGAAUGUUUCUGAUAAUUGUUAGAGAAUAUAAGAAUAAAAUAUAAGCUAUAAUUAGAGCUUGGAUCAAUUA